UUCUAAAGAAGAGACCAUUGAUCAGAGGGGCCACUACAGCAUAGCUAAAUUACAGCCCAACAGUCCAGGUAUCCAGGUAUCUAGGUUAAAUCUGCACCAGAAUAAUUCUCUAAGACUCAACAACAUGGAGGAUUCUGAGACUCAGGGACCAGAGCUGGCAAAACUCAUUUUGCAGCGACAACAGCGACCGUCCUACGCUCGCAUGAUCUCUUGGGAAAUGAGCCAUGCUUCCUUACAGCCAUCAGCAAAGAAAUGUAGACUUAGGAAGAAAAAGAAUGCAGAAGUGGCUACUGAGAUUUUGGGCAACGAUAAUAACACUGAUUUUGCUAAUGCUGAUGCAGCUUAUGCUCUAGACUUAAGUGAAGACAGUGGUAGCAUUGGAGACAGCAGCAGUCAAGACAGUAGUGAAUAUGACACUGCAAAUGAAGAUGUUGUCGAAGAAAAUGCCCAAGCAGAUGUGAAGGAUGCUUUUUCAGUUGACCAAGGUGAACAGGGAGGCAUUGAAGAGCUAUUGUGUGGUACUCAAAAACUGAAUUUUGAAACUACAAACAUUCCAUCAGGCCGUAGAAGAAGAUUAUCAAAGAAACAAAAGAGAAAAAGGAAAUCACACUUUCGGACCACCUACCUAGAAGAGCUGUAUAAUUUGGGGAACUUAUUUGACCCAAGCGAUGAAAUAGACUCUGUGUUUAAUACUGCAUCAGAGAUUGGCGGAGAAACAGAUGUGGUAAGAGUGGUGCCAUCAUUAGUUGAGCUCUGUCUGGUCGCAUCUACCAAGAAGACCAGGAGUGGGUCUGAAAAGGAACAGCCAUGUAUUGGGCAACUGCCUCGGCAGCUAAAGAAGCAAGUUAUCAGUAGAGCCGUGGAACGAAAAGAGCAGCGGCAAUUGCUUUCGUACAUCCAGAAUUAUAUACUUCCAAACACUAUGAGGCCAAAUAAUGAAAAUAAAAUGGUUGUAAAAGAAAAGUUUCUUAGCACAUAUACAUCUGAAAAUGUGGUGCCAAUUUUUAAAAGAUCAGUGUUCGAUAUGGUCGGAUUGACAGAAACAACAUUGACAAGAAAAUGUUGCACAAUAAAUGCUGGGUCUGGUACUAAUUACCUUUAUUCUGUAGAUGUGCAGCCGUAUGAUAUUUUGGGCCAGUGCUACCAAUGCGAUAUGGAUUACACGGAUGGUUCUCCAGCGUAUGCAACUUUAACAUCAGUGUUUGGGACGAUGCUGGACCUGAUGUUACCAGCACAGCUUCUGAGCCAUCCUGACUCCAACUGGAAAUCCGAUGCCAGAUUUGCAACUGCCAUGGUUCGUCUCAAACGGGCGCUUUCUUCUAGAUAUCAGCCACUGGUGGACCUAUUAUUUGAUCAUGCACUGGCCUAUGUGAUGUGGGCUAGAGGUCAUGUUGCUAUAGCAACUAGUCUCUUCAAAGGGCUUAUAGAGAAACAAACAUCUGCGCUACAAAAAGCCAUGUACCUGAGUGAGAUAGCGUUAAUGCAUGCCAUGUUUGGAGACCCUCUGACUGCUGUGCAGUUUUACCGCACGGCAGGGGAAACCGUACUUCUGGAAUAUCAGAAAGAACAAGCUGUGAAAGAGGUCUCAGAACAGACCCAGAUCCUUCUUGCAAGUGUAUAUGACAGAGGAUUACUGACCCAUGAAAAGUGUGAGAUGUCGUGUAGUUACUGGGCAGCCGCCCGACACCUGCCCAAUGCUAGGAAGGACACCAUCAUAGCCAGCUUUGAUUCAUUCCUGACUUUUACUGCUGCACAUAUCAAUGCCACCUGCUGUUGGCAGGAAGGCAUAAAGAAGAUGAAUUCUCUUGUAAAGGACUGCCCCUAUCUGUACUACUACCAGAGUAUGUUGCACGCACUGAUGGGAAACGAGGAAAAAUCUUACAGUGCGUUCAAGUCGCUAAAGCACAUGUCUUUAGUUGUCCCUGGCAUAGAGAUUGUAAGCAUUAUUGGAAAGAAAUGUAAGACGCCAUGGCAGCCUGUUAUUGAGGUCAUGAAAGGUCAACCAGUUUCACCUCUCAAAGUAGCAUGGAGGGCACAGCUACAACACACAGUCCUCAAACGACAUUGUCAUAUGGAAGCUCAGGUGAUAAGCAAGAGUCUGAAUCUGAGGGUGAACGACCGAGGACAGAUUUGUGGAGAUCUUCAGAUGUUAUUGCCACCAAUGAGAGACAUUGCAUUUGAUCCUUACACAGGGAGCUUGCAGCUGAAUUCAGUACCUGCAGUGACAGAGCCCUGGUUGGCCUCGUUCUAUGAUUUCAGGGAAAAAGUUGAAUAUGCACACAACGCUGUGCCAACAAAAUCACAGCUGUUCUCUGGGGAAAAUGGUACAACUGUACAGCUUCUGUCACUGUCAACAAAUGACGCUCGUCUGACAGACGAAUGCAUAAAACCUGUGUUGAUGCUUUACUGGGUGGAUUCACAGGGGAGACACGCAAAGAUUGAUCUUUGUGCAAAGAUCAAGAAUAUCAUGAAACAGGAUGUAACAAACACCAUGCAGGAUGAUAUUAAAAAUGGAAAGCAACCUUGUGGCAGGUGGGAUGAAGAGGAUAUAGCUUUGACAUUUAAAUUAAUAGACCUUGCUUACAAACGGGACCUUGCUCUUACUGAAGAGCUUAUACAGUCUGGCGUGCGGAAAUUUAAUGAAGCAAAGAAAAAAAUGAUGAACUCCAAAAAGUCUGCAAAGACUACAAGGAGAUUCAAAGCUCAGAUGGAGGAAAAGAACUUACUGCCCAUGGGGCCUCAAAUGCACAUGAAAUUGCAUAGCGAGCCUAUUCAGUGCGGUGAGACGAUCAUCAUGCAUGUUGGAGCGUCAAGCGGUGAUGUUGAAUUCCUGGUGGCAGUGGACACAAGUUGCAAAGAGGCAUUCUUGAAUGUUGAAAUCAAAAAAGUGAAAAACAUCAGUAAAGUCCAGAAGGCGAAAGAGUUCUUUAUUGCACGCCAAAGUGAAGCCCUGAGUGUGUACCGAUAUCCCCUCGAUCUUGUGAUGCGAAUUAAGAUGCCUAGUGCUAGAGAUCAAAUAGUGACAACGGGCAUAGUUGGGUCAGAACUGUACUGCCAGAAUGAGUCAUUUACAGGAAUCUUGCGAGUGACUAUUUCUGAAACGGAAGAAAUAGGCAGUCUCACAGACGAUGAUAUGGCAUGGUCAUUGGCCACGUAUGUCAACGAACUCUGUAGCGUAUCAAUGCAACCCAACAUCAGAAGGCUAAACGUCCUGGGAGAAAGGACGGAGCUACUGCUGGUCACGAUGGAUCAGGGACUUGGAGUGAUGGUUCCUGGCUUGAUGGAGUUUCUAGACGUGAAUGUGGAUGAAAAAAUCGAUUUCCCACUCAAGCUGACCGGUGACAGAAAGGUAAUCCUUGGUAAUUUCUCGGCAAGCUGCCUUCUUUCGCUAGAAGAGACCGUUUUUGAGGACCUCGUUUCCAAUCGGGUGAUGUUGACUGCGCAGAACAAACUGCUGGUACUCAAUGUCGUGUCGGACGUCUUAAAGGCAACCCAUACACUGAGUGUCACGCACUGCUUUGUUCUUCCAGGAUUUGUGAAAGAGAUGUGCUGUGUUGGAAAAUACCACAUUCUGAUAAGCUGCAGUCAGGAGAAGAACGAAAAUGCUGAGUUUUACCGAGAGCACUUAUUCCUGUACGACUGGCAAGGGCGCCUGAAGGGGGCGUUACUGUGUCUGGAAAAGGGGCCGAGGUCUUUUCUGCCCAUGUACCUGCCGGGUACCGCUGGGGAGGGGCCAGAAUGCAAGCCCGGCUGGAGGGUAUACAUGAGAGAUGGCAGGGGAGGGGUUAUAUGUGUUCAGCCUGGUAUUUAGUGUCUGUGGUAUGGGCUGACUCAUCGUUAAACUGUUUGUUUGUUUAUGCAUGUUUUGAUUAUAUGUGUCCACUUUUACAAUUUAUGACUGUGAUAAAAGUUGACAUUUGUGUAUGUGUGUGUUUCUAUUAACGUAUUAUUUUGUUCAAUCAUAAUUUGAAAUGCCUUUUUAGGUCAGUCUUUUAGUACAAUAUUAUUUAUUUUCACUUCAUAAUAGCUACCAAAUAAAAUGGCUUGAUAUUUAAUGACUGUUUUACGAGCUGGCUUGUUGUUGAUGUAUUUUUGGCGUAGCUGUCUUAGAUUGGUUUGACAUAGAUUGCUUGCGAUACUUAUAAUCAGAGAGAACACUUUACUACCAAUGCAAUGGUUCAAAUCUUAAUGUUUUGGGGAAUACAGCCGUGUGAAUACACAAUUUUCAAUACCAAUGAUGCGUAUAUAAUACUUUUUAACAUACCUAGAUUUAAAUUCUUUACACAGGUAUAAAAUAGUGCUCGUAGAAG
This is a messenger RNA of Dreissena polymorpha, 4310 nucleotides long. RefSeq lists its product as uncharacterized. The transcript is spliced from 19 exons. The coding region runs from base 125 to 3811 and encodes 1228 amino acids. Lineage: Eukaryota; Metazoa; Mollusca; Bivalvia; Myida; Dreissenidae. The record is from RefSeq and is a predicted model, not a curated record.